This is a messenger RNA of Macrosteles quadrilineatus (aster leafhopper), 810 nucleotides long. RefSeq lists its product as uncharacterized. The record is from RefSeq and is a predicted model, not a curated record. The transcript has a single exon. Bases 1 to 810 code for a protein of 269 amino acids. Lineage: Eukaryota; Metazoa; Arthropoda; Insecta; Hemiptera; Cicadellidae.
AUGACGUACGAGUGCGGUGUCAAACCAAGGUUUCAGUGUCCGGUUUGUAAGCGGAAGUUUACGCACAAGUUUAACCUUCACGCUCAUCUGAUAUGCCAUCAGAAUCAGAAAGGCUUCAUGGAAAUGGGUGGUUUAAGGGAUACGUCUCCAAGCUAUCAGAAUCAGAAUCAGAAAGGCUUCAUGGAAAUGGGUGGUUUAAGGGAGACACCUCCAAGCUAUCAGAAUCAGAAUCAGAAAGGCUUCAUGGAAAUGGGUGGUUUAAGGGAUACGUCUCCAAGCUAUCAGAAUCAGAAUCAGAAAGGCUUCAUGGAAAUGGGUGGUUUAAGGGAUACGUCUCCAAGCUAUCAGAAUCAGAAUCAGAAAGGCUUCAUGGAAAUGGGUGGUUUAAGGGAGACACCUCCAAGCUAUCAGAAUCAGAAUCAGAAAGGCUUCAUGGAAAUGGGUGGUUUAAGGGAUAAGCCUCCAAGCUAUCAGAAUCAGAAUCAGAAAGGCUUCAUGGAAAUGGGUGGUUUAAGGGAUACGUCUCCAAGCUAUCAGAAUCAGAAUCAGAAAGGCUUCAUGGAAAUGGGUGGUUUAAGGGAUAAGCCUCCAAGCUAUCAGAAUCAGAAAGGCUUCAUGGAAAUGGGUGGUUUAAGGGAUAAGCCUCCAAGCUAUCAGAAUCAGAAAGGCUUCAUGGAAAUGGGUGGUUUAAGGGAUACGGCUCCAUGCAGUCAGAAUCAGAAAGGCUUCAUUAAAAUGGGUGGUUUAAGGGAGACGCCUUCGUCAUUGACUAUCUCUGAAACUCCGCCAAGAGAGGCUUCAUCUUCAUAG